GUAAGGGGACGUCCUUUGUUCCGUCUACUUAGAUCGACACAGAAACUGUUAAAUGGACCGUGGCUUGAAGCGCCGGCAGGUGAAGCCUCUUGCUGCCUCACUGCUGGAUGCCUUGGAUUACGACAGCUCGGAUGACAGUGACUUUGAAGUGGGUGACGCCUCAGGAUCAGAUGGCACAGGCAAUGGAAGUGAUGAAGAAGAGUCUAAAGGGAGUGCUGCAGGUUCAGACAGUGAGUCUGAUAUUAUCGGGUCUGCAGACGAUGGUAUAGAUGAGGAAGAGGCCAAAGAGUUGGCUGCUGACGACACUUUAACUGAGGAUGAGGAAAAAACCACUAAGUUGUCUUCAGAUGGCUCCACCAAAGACCCCCCUUCAGUGACCCCUAAGGGCCGACGCAAGAGUAAGAAGGCCCCAGAAACAGAGGCCACUGAUGCUGGCAGCAGUGGGAAUGGCUCUACCUCUGCAUCUGGUGCUGGGGCUGGGAAUGCAGAAGAGGGUCAGACAGAGCCCAAGAAGUGGAACUUCCGUAGGAACCGUCCCUUGCUGGACUUCACCACCAUGGAAGAGUUGAAUGAGAUGGAUGACUACGACAGUGAAGACGAUAAUGACUGGAGGCCCACAGCAGGGAAGAAGAAAGGCAAGACAGCUACUCAGAAAGGAAGAACUGAUGAGGAGGAUGGGGUUACUGCAAGUGAUGAUGACGAUGAUGAAAAUGAUGAUGAUGACGAAGAUGGUGAUAACAAGGAAGAUGGUGGCGGUAACAGUAGCAGUGAGAGUGACAAAGAGGUGAAGAAACCCAAGAAGAAGGCUAAGAGCAGCAGUGCAUUUGAUGAGGAGCUGACUAAUGACAGCAUGUCCCAGGGCAAGGGCAAUGAGGACGCCUCACUGGAUCGAACCCAGACCUGGAGCGCCCAACGGAUGGAGCACAUUAUGAUCUGCUGUGUGUGCCUAGGAGACAACAGUGAGGAUGCAGAUGAGAUCAUCCAGUGUGAUAACUGUGGGGUGACUGUGCAUGAAGGUUGCUAUGGCGUUGAUGGUGAGAGUGACUCCAUCAUGAGCUCGGCCUCGGAGAAUUCAACCGAACCUUGGUUCUGCGACGCAUGCAAGAAUGGGGUGACGCCCAGCUGUGAGCUGUGCCCUAAUCAGGACGGCAUCUUCAAGGAGACUGAUGCCGGGAGAUGGGUGCAUGUUGUAUGUGCACUCUAUGUUCCUGGAGUAGCAUUUGGAGACAUCGACAAACUGCGACCGGUGACCCUCACGGAGAUGAAUUAUUCCAAGUAUGGUGCAAAGGAGUGCAGCUUCUGUGAGGACGCUCGCUUUGCUCGGACCGGCGUGUGCAUCAGCUGCGAUGCAGGCAUGUGCCGGUCCUUCUUCCAUGUGACGUGUGCACAGAGGGAGGGGCUUUUGUCUGAGGCUGCAGCAGAGGAGGACAUUGCUGACCCGUUCUUUGCCUACUGCAAGCAGCAUGCGGACCGCUUUGACAGGAAAUGGAAAAGGAAGAACUAUUUAGCUUUACAGUCCUAUUGCAAAGCGUCCUUACAGGAGAGAGAGAAACAGCUUGCUCCCGAGGCACAGGCCCGUAUCACCGCCCGCCUGCAGCAGUACAGAGCGAAGGCAGAGCUGUCACGGAACACACGGCCGCAGGCCUGGGUGCCGCGAGAAAAGCUCCCGCGCCCUCUGACCUCUAGCGCCUCGGCUAUCAGGAAGUUGAUGCGGAAGGCGGAGCUUAUGGGCAUCAGCACUGACAUUUUCCCUGUGGACACGUCGGACACCAACGCAAGUCUGGAUGGACGCAGGAAACAUAAGCAGCCCGCCUUAACAGCAGACUUCGUCAACUAUUACUUAGAGCGGAACAUGCGGAUGAUCCAGAUCCAGGACAACAUCUCGGAGCAGAAGAACCUGAAAGACAAGCUGGAGAGCGAACAGGAAAAGCUGCACGUGGAAUACAAUAAACUGUGUGAGUCUCUGGAAGAGCUGAUGAGCGUCAACGGCGAGCUGAGGAGUGAAGGCCAGGCUAUGUGGACUCUACUGGGGGGCAUCCUGGGCCAGAAGCUGAAUGCUCCAGCUGUUUUAAAAGCACCCAAAGAGAGGAAGCCCAGCAAAAAGGAGGGCGGAGCCCCAGGGAAGUCAUCCAGUUUACCAGCAGUCCUCUACAGUUGUGGGAUCUGUAAGAAGAACCAGGACCAGCACCUGCUGCUGCUCUGUGACACCUGUAAGCUGUACUACCACCUGGGCUGCCUGGAGCCUCCGCUCACACGCAUGCCCAAGAAGACCAAGAACAGCUACUGGCAAUGCUCGGAGUGCGACCAGGCCAGUAGCGAUGAGGCAGAUAUCGCCAUGGAGACGCUACCCGAUGGCACCAAGAGGUCAAGGAGGCAGAUCAAAGGACCAAUCAAAUUCAUCCCACAGGAGAUGUCGCCGGAGCCCAAGAAACACCAAGUGAGAGGCACGAGAACCAGGGGGCAGAAGAGGAAGAGGGUGCCCAUCUGUGACGACAGAGAGGAGAAGUUCGAGGAACCACCGCCACGGGAGCGCCGCCAGCGGCAGUCUGCAGUCCAGAAGAAACCCAAAGCUGACGACAUGCGCACCGAGUGCACAACCUGCAAAGGGCCCGGCGACAACGAGAACCUCGUGAGAUGUGACGAGUGCAGCCUCUGCUACCAUUUUGGAUGUCUGGACCCUCCCCUGAAGAAGUCCCCCAAACAGACAGGAUACGGCUGGAUCUGUCAGGAGUGUGACACGUCCUCCUCCAAGGAGGAAGAGGAGGAGCACCAGGAGGAAGAUGACUCUGUCAAAGAGGAAACGGCAGAGCACGAGAUCCAAACUGAGUGAUGUGAGUUUUGUUCCUACGGGCGUCGUAAGCCAAUGCCAGUCCGGUCCGGUCCCAGGAUUCCUGUUCCAGAAGAUAGCACACAUUAACCUGCUCCUCGUGUCACUCCGUCUCGAUGUUUCUAGACAACCAGCAGAGGUAGUUCACUCCCACUAGCAUAGAGAGCAGAGACGCAGCAUAUUUUAGAAGAGAAUGUAUCUACGUGGUGGUGUGGUAGGUUGCCGGGUAGAGUUUCCAGUGAAAAGGGCUCACGGUGUAAGGCAGAAGGUAGAGGCAGGAAGCUUUCUUCUGUCCACAUCUUCUGUCCACAUCUUACUGACGCAGCACAUCAGUGUAUGCAGAGGCAUUUUCUGUGUGCAGCGCCCCCUGAUGGAUGGGUGUUUUCAGGGGCACACACCACUAGUUAUCCCGAGCGUAGCCAAACGCAUGGGGAAGUGUCUGGUAGGACGUGUCCGACUGUUAAGGCCAAACUCCUGAUGUAUUUACGAGUCUGACCAGAUGUUUCCCGCGCGAUCUAUUUUCCUACACUAACAACACUCCGCAUCCCCGUACCGCCGUCCUGUUUAGCACACGAAGCCACGGAGACUCCUCACGAGGCCCUCACGCCAGCCUGAUCUCUCGUUCUUCUGAUGUUUUGUGCUUUAUUUUUCUACAUGUUUCCUGUCCUGGAAACAGUCGCUGAAUAAGAACAUCUCAUGUUAUUUUCUUAAAAGGAAACGGUCCCAAUCAUGUUUUGUUUGGAAGGUUAGGGAUACCUCGUUCUAGGAGUUUUGCUUUUCUGGUUGUGUUGUUGUUUCUGUAUGUAAGUUCCCCUUUUCCUAUGGGUUUAAAGUGUUGGAGUGCUGCACACCAGUUCAUCUCUACGUUUGGUUUGUAAGAAAAUGAUCCAUUUUCAGCUUUGGAGGAAGGCGUUUUAAUCAGAGUUUGUAUUUAGAUACUUUGUAACUGUUCCCGUGUUUUGGGACGUUCUUUAUGCGGGCGGCGCUUGUGGGCCAGGUGAAAUAGAACGCGUGACCGGCUCUCUGGUCGUCACCACGCACCGUGCCGUCACGCACCGUGCCGUCACGCAAGUCAACGUCAGACACGUGGCCACCGUGAAUUCAUGAGCGGCUCGUCACGUGAGUUCACGAGCGGCCCGUCACGUGAAUUCAUGAGCGGCCCGUCACGUGAAUUCAUGAGCGGCCCGUCACGUGAGUUCAUGAGCGGCUCGUCACGUGAGUUCACGAGCGGCCCGUCACGUGAAUUCAUGAGCGGCUCGUCACGUGAGUUCACGAGCGGCCCGUCACGUGAAUUCAUGAGCGGCUCGUCACGUGAGUUCACGAGCGGCCCGUCACGUGAGUUCACGAGCGGCCCGUCACGGCAGCCCAAACGAGCUGCAGCACCUCAAACUACCGCAUGAACCGUGUUUAACCAGUGAGCCAAAACUCGCAUUUUUAUUUCACCUAGUCCACAACGACUGUCAGAGUAAAAAGCCGUCAUAAGAAGCCAUUCCAAAAGAUGGAAUUAUCCUUUAAAGUGCCAAUAAAGCUGAAUU
Messenger RNA from Lampris incognitus (smalleye Pacific opah), 4362 nucleotides. It is a transcript of the gene phf14, whose product is annotated as PHD finger protein 14. Gene Ontology annotation, biological process: regulation of transcription by RNA polymerase II. The transcript has 18 exons. The coding region runs from base 53 to 2830 and encodes 925 amino acids. The record is from RefSeq and is a predicted model, not a curated record. Lineage: Eukaryota; Metazoa; Chordata; Actinopteri; Lampriformes; Lampridae.